CAAUUUCUGUGUAACUAUAUACAACGUUAGAGGUCGACACAGACUGGGAUGACAAUUUAUCUCCAUCUAUCGUCGCAGUAACGAAACAGUUUCUAUGGAAAAAAAAAAUAUGGUCGCUGCUUGGGCAUUUUUCACAAAUCGAACCAGAGAGUUGUCAUUUUAUUAUUUAACAUGAGUGACGAGGUAGAUGCUCUUCUUAGCGAAGACGAAGAUCAGAAUGAGAUCAGAAAGGAACUCUCGCAGAUGAGCUUUGAGGAUCUUCAAAAGCUGCACCAAAAGUUAGGCAGUAAAGUGUAUAAAGAAACACUGUUUGGUCCUCGCAAGGUUAACAAGAAAGUGGAAUUCAAACGGGAAAAUAAAAACAGACCACGUGAAAUGUCCUCAAAGAAACCCGUUCCGCGAUUCAGAGAAGUAAUACAAGUAAAGAAACACAUUCCAAGGGAUCCUAGAUUCGAUAGUUUAUGUGGCACGUUUGACAUUAAGGAGUUUAGAAAGGCUUAUGAAUUUAUUAACGAGAUAAAACAGAAUGAUCUGAAAGAACUGAAGAAGCAAUUGAAUGAGACUGAUGAUCCCAAAAAGAUAAAGAAGAUCAAAUAUCUCAUACAACGAUUGGAGAAUCAAUUGCGCGAAGAGAAAAGAAGAAAAUUAAAGGAGGAAAAGAAAUAUGAAGAACACAAGGAGAUUGCCGAAGCCAUCAAACAGGGCCAAAAGCCAGUAUUUAAAAAGAAAUCUGAAAAACGAAUAUUGAGUCUGGUUUCUCAAUACGAGGAAUUGAAAGAAUCUGGCAAAUUGAAGAAACAUAUUAAACGACUGCGCAAAAAGAAUCGACGAAAGGAUGGCCUGAAAUUCGCUGAAUCGGAAUCUGAAUGAAAAAAACCAAGGUAUAUGUGAAAUUAAAAUUUAUACGAAUCAAACAUAGCUGGAAUAAUUACAGAUGUAUAUAACGUAUAAUAAAUGUUACUACAGUUAAAGAGUAAGCUCUCGUUUAUUCAUCUAACGAUGCCGUCCCGUAACAAAUGUUCUCCUACGCUUGCGUGCUGAAAGUAUAUACCAGUCAGGGAGGUAGGAUAAAGAGUGCUUUAUUAAUUAUGUAUUUUUUAUUUAACAUCAAAAGUAAUGACACUUGGGUUGGACAAUGUCUCUCGUUUCUUCCUUAAUGUAAUUCACGUGUGAAAACAGAACUUACAGAAUAAUCAAUAUGAAAGGAAUCGUCAAUCAGAAGAGAUAGUUUGGUAGAGCGGUGUACAUUUUCUUUUUUUUUUUUUCCAUUUAUCUCUGAGCGUGUACGUGUGUAUAUCUUUUCUCUCUAUGUUCGCACGUGUUUCUCGGCGUGUGUGGUGUGUAUGUGUGUGAAGUGUGUAUCAUAUAUGCGGCGCUAAAACGAAAAACAGAAAAAGAGUUACGAGACCCGUACGGAAAAGGCGGUCCAUUCAAGCGGGCCGCCUCCUCGUGGGUCACCGUUCAUGCGCGAUCCGUUUGUCCGUCUGCAAUUAUUUAAAAUAUGUACAAUAUUAAUAAAACAUCAUUCAUUUUUUUUUUUUUUUUUUUGUUUAUAUUUUAAUCAUUCAAUGAUUCUGUUGUGAUGUGGCGGGCUGUGCAGGGGCGACGUUUCACAGAAUUCUCGUGACACUGUUCUUCCUUUUUUUUUUUUUUUUUUUUAUUAUUAUUUGAAGCAUUUGUGUUUUUCCAUCUCCUCCCUCAGUUCGUCUCGUAUCUUCCCAGAUUUUUUUUUUUUUUUUUUGAUUUUGUUUUUGGACUCGAAUGUUUCGCUGCCAAUUGUGUUGUGUUCGAUCGCGGCAACAGAAAAGCGAAGAAUCCGUUAUAAUAUUAAAACACACGUUCUCUCGCCCACAUUCACGCGUUUCUCUUUUUCUCCCGCUCUUUUACGCCGAUUCACCCGAAAAAUCAGUUUCGCGACGACUGCGUUGUUUUCUGACGUUGAUCGAUGUUACCCGUUUGCAGAACACGAAAAGAUUUGCGACGCGUCUUCACCGAGGAUUGUCUUUACCUAGGAAUCCGCGGGGUGUUGCACAAGUGAAAAAAGAAAACGAUGGCGUCGCCGAAACGAGGGAAUACAAUUAGGGCCGCAAAUCUAUCCGUGUAGCCGGAAACGCAGCGGAAAGGAAACAAAAAGAGAAAAGAAAAACGCGG
Frieseomelitta varia is the source of this 2151-nucleotide messenger RNA. Its product is annotated as ribosomal RNA processing protein 36 homolog. Gene Ontology annotation, biological process: maturation of SSU-rRNA from tricistronic rRNA transcript (SSU-rRNA, 5.8S rRNA, LSU-rRNA). The coding region runs from base 172 to 870 and encodes 232 amino acids. The record is from RefSeq and is a predicted model, not a curated record. Gene Ontology annotation, cellular component: nucleolus; 90S preribosome. The transcript is spliced from 3 exons. NCBI's taxonomy places the organism in Eukaryota, Metazoa, Arthropoda, Insecta, Hymenoptera, Apidae.